AUGUCUCAACUCAACUACGCCCGCUACGGCAAGGACAACGUCCGCCUGUACAAGGUCCACAAGCACCCUGAUGGCACCCAGUCCGUCGUUGAGCAGACCGUCCGCGUCCUCCUCGAGGGCGAUAUUGAGACCUCGUACACUCACGCGGACAACUCUGUUGUUGUAGCUACCGACACCCAGAAGCACACCGUCUACGUGCUGGCAAAGCAGAACCCCGUCACUCCCCCCGAGCUGUUCGCCUCGAUCGUCGGCACCCACUUCAUUACCAAGUACUCGCACAUUCACGCUGCCCACGUCAAGAUCGUCACCCACAAGUGGACGCGUAUGACUGUUGAGGGCAAGCCGCACCCGCAUUCCUUUGUCCGCGAUGGCGACGACAUCCGCACCGUUGAGGCUGUCAUCCGCGAGGGCAAGGGUAUCUCUAUCAAGAGCGGCAUCGACAGGCUGCUUGUGCUUAAGAGCACCGGUUCCGCCUUCCACGGCUUCCACCGCGACGAAUACACGCGCCUGGGCGAGACUUGGGACCGCAUCCUGAGCACUGAGGUCAAGGCCGAGUGGGAGUGGAAGACGUUUGCCGGCCUUGACGACGUCAAGAGCAAGGUUCCCAAGUUCGACGAUGCCUUCAACGCGGCUAAGACCAUCACGCUGGACACUUUCGCCAAGGACAACAGCGCCAGCGUGCAGAACACCAUGUACAAGAUGUGCGACCAGAUUUUGGCUGCGGCGCCGCUUGUCGAGACUGUCAGCUACUCGCUGCCGAACAAGCACUACUUUGAAAUCGACCUGAGCUGGUUCAAGGGCUUGAAGAACACCGGAGCGGAUGCCGAAGUUUUCGCUCCUCAGACUGACCCCAACGGUCUCAUCCAGUGCACUGUUGGUCGCAAGGGCUCCAAGGCGAAGCUGUAA
This is a messenger RNA of Lasiodiplodia theobromae, 906 nucleotides long. RefSeq names its product Urate oxidase. The transcript is spliced from 3 exons. Gene Ontology annotation, molecular function: urate oxidase activity. Bases 1 to 906 code for a protein of 301 amino acids. Lineage: Eukaryota; Fungi; Ascomycota; Dothideomycetes; Botryosphaeriales; Botryosphaeriaceae. Gene Ontology annotation, biological process: urate catabolic process; purine nucleobase catabolic process. The record is from RefSeq and is a predicted model, not a curated record. Gene Ontology annotation, cellular component: peroxisome.